GUAGCUCCUCCGCCGGCAGCAACUCGGCGCCCGCGGUCCAUGGACCGGAACCCCGGGCCGACGGGCAGGAACCCCGGCCGCGAUCGCCGUCUCCCCGCCCUAGGCUCCUCCUCCUCGCUCCCCACUGCCUCCUCCGGACGCCCGCGGGCCGCGCACCGCCACCGCCGGGCUCGCGGAGCCGCCCCGGGAGGCUGGGUGGCGGGUUCGCGGCUGCCGCCGGACUGAGGCCUAGUCCGCCGCUUCUCAGUGCUAUUGUCUUGGGCCCGGCCCUGACCGGGCUCACCGGAGAGGCGAGUGCGCCGGCUCCGCCGAAGAUGCCGGACCAAGCCCUACAGCAGAUGCUGGACAGAAGUUGCUGGGUGUGUUUUGCCACUGAUGAAGAUGAUAGAACAGCUGAAUGGGUGAGACCAUGCAGAUGCAGAGGAUCUACAAAAUGGGUUCACCAGGCUUGUCUACAGCGCUGGGUGGAUGAAAAACAAAGAGGAAACAGUACAGCCAGAGUGGCAUGUCCUCAGUGCAAUGCUGAAUACUUAAUAGUUUUUCCAAAGUUGGGUCCAGUUGUUUACGUCUUGGAUCUUGCAGAUAGACUGAUCUCAAAAGCCUGUCCAUUUGCUGCAGCAGGAAUAAUGGUUGGCUCCAUCUAUUGGACAGCUGUGACUUACGGAGCAGUGACAGUGAUGCAGGUUGUAGGUCAUAAAGAAGGUCUGGAUGUUAUGGAGAGAGCUGAUCCUUUAUUCCUUUUAAUUGGACUUCCUACUAUUCCUGUGAUGCUGAUAUUAGGCAAGAUGAUUCGCUGGGAGGACUAUGUGCUUAGACUCUGGCGCAAAUACUCAAAUAAACUACAAAUUUUGAACAGUAUAUUCCCAGGGAUUGGUUGUCCUGUUCCUCGAAUUCCAGCUGAAGCUAAUCCUUUAGCAGAUCAUGUCUCUGCCACCCGAAUUUUGUGUGGAGCCCUCGUUUUUCCUACUAUUGCGACAAUAGUUGGUAAACUAAUGUUCAGUAGUGUUAACUCUAAUUUACAAAGGACAAUCUUGGGUGGAAUUGCUUUUGUUGCCAUUAAAGGAGCGUUCAAGGUUUACUUCAAACAGCAGCAAUAUUUACGUCAGGCACACCGCAAAAUUCUAAAUUAUCCAGAGCAAGAAGAAGCAUAAAACUGUGACUUCUCGUUGUUCUGCAGUCCUCUCAUUCUUAUGAAUCUGUUGUGUUGUUCUGAUUCCAUCAUUGAUGCACAGUAGUGGAGACUUGUAAUAAGCUGCUGCUCUCAUAUUUUUAAGACAUAUAAUAAAGCACUUAGGGCAGGGGAAACCCUCUCAGUAAUCACAGAACCUAAGGAUGUGAUUUGUUUUCAUUGUUUUGUUAUGUACUUCUUUCAUGGCGGUCAUCUGAACCAUUAUCUUAGCAUGGUGAACCUGAGUUUUGUUCAUAUUUUCCUCAAGACAGAAAUGUAAAGAUCAAACUGCAAAUAUUUAAAAAUAGACAUGCUGUUUUAUUCAAAUGCCUCUUUUGUACAUGUUCAUGUUCAGUGUUUUCUUAGAAUUAGCAACUCAAUGAAGGUACUGUGAGGAUUUUUCUCACUGGCAUAAUUUGAUUAUAAGCUAAACAGAAGUAUAUGUUAAUAUGAGGAAAUGUAAAUUAGUUAUAAAUAAUUAACAAACCAAAAAUGUAUGUAAACAUUCAAAUGAUUAUCUGAAGAAAUGCAGUUUUGUUGUGUUUUUCUUAACCCGUGUGAUGUCCUCCAAAAUGUGUAGGGUAAAAAUUCACAGGGCUUCCAGAUCACUUUUUCACUAUUAAAUUUUAUUUAAAUAAUGUUGACAUCUCAGUGUGUGUGUGUGUGUGUGUGUGAGAGACAGAGAGACAGACAGACAGACAGACAAACUAACACAGAGACACAGGUAUCAAGUCCUUCCAUCACUGGAGAAAGUUUUUUAAAUUCAUAUUUCUAGAAAAUAGAACUGACAGUUUAUAGUAGUUUGAGCACAGAGAACGGUUUGCAGAAAAUCAAUAGUUAUUUUACUCUUCUCUCUCAUCGAUUCAGUUAUUCAGGUAUUUGUUGAUCACCUCCUGCUUGCCCAGGCACUAUGCAAAGUGCUGUGUGGGAUACAGUGGUGAACACAACAGAUUUGGUUCCUCCUUUUAUGUAGUUUACAGUCUAAUUUCAACAGACAGAAAGCCAGCAGUGAGUAAACCAAGGUGAGGCCUUGAGCUCUUUGUUUUUAUACCAGUCAGUGAGGAAUAAUUAUGAAAACAAGAAGUCUUGAGCAAAUAUUAAGGUCAUUGUUUUUGUGAGAUUAUUAUGAGGAAAAAAAACUACUAAUGUUUUAAAAUUUAAAUUGCUUGUCAUAUCGAGGCUAGCACCUUAAUAAUCACUGUAUAAGUAGUUUUAUAUUCAUUUUUCAAAAGCAGUUAUUUUAAAGAUAUUUCCAAAAACCCUAUUUAUUUUCUAGUUCACAGUAUCUAAUGCAUGACAAUAUGAAUGCUCCCCCCUACCAAUUAAGUGGCCACUUUUCUUUAGGAUUGUGCAAAUAUAGAUUGAGCUUUGUUAGACUGCAGUGAUGUAUGCUAAUUUAGUAAUUUAAGACUGGUAACUUUCUAUAGUAUGAAUGUCUUAAUUUUGAGUAAUAACAUGAAAUUUAUGUGAAUGACUUGAACAUUCAAAGUUGUAUUUACUUAGGAAGGGAAUAUUGACUGACAGCCUUAUUAAGAACCCUGCUACAGUUCUGAAGGGGAAAUAAAAAAUCUAUGAUUAUAUAUAAAAAUAGAUUAUAUAGCUAUAAUUAUCAAAUAUACUGGCUUUUCUUUAAUUUUCGAUAUGAAAAGAUGAUAUUUCCUGCAUAAUUUUUUAAUAUAAAACAGCUUCUGGCAGCCUUUACUAAAGUUAUACAAGCACAUAGUUCUCCAUUUAAUACUUUAUGCCCAAAAUGGGGGAGUAACUGCUUGGGUUUGUUUGGCGUCAGGGCUUGAGAGGCCAGAGGAGCAGCUCUAAUCCUUUGGGGGUAGGGAGAGGGAGUUUCUAGGGUUCUGGAGGGAAUCGCAACUGCCUGGGGACCAGAGGAGCCUCAGCCUCGGGAUGGAACAUUUGGAAAUCUAAAGAGCUCAAGAAGUACCAUGUACCAGCCUCUUCAGAAAGUGGCCCACACCACCACAGCAACAAAAUCAUGGGCUAACUAAAGUCGGGUGGACCUGGGUUGAAAUACUAAUUGUGCUUUUAAUAAUUAUAGGUAUGACUUUGACCAAGCAACUUACCUCUUAGCCAUGGUUUUCCUCAUCUCUGAAAUAUGAGCAAUACUUUGUUUCAGAAGACUGUUUCUAGGAUUAACUGAGAAAUUAAAGGAACAGAGGCACCUUAACUAAGCUCAUAAUAGCCCCUACAGAGUCGUAGUGUUUCAAUUGCUGAACUCUAGGAAGAGGGAAUGAGGUAGUAAGAGAAACACCAGGGGACAGAUUAAAGGAAUGCUCUAGACUUUGGGGAUGGGUGGGUAUAUUUGUGUUUUCCAAUUUAUUUUCACAUUGCUUUACUGUGUUAUUUCUAUAAAUGUUAAUGUUUUAAACCUCUUUUAUAAAAUUCAGUGACAACUAGUAGGAUUCUCUUGUUUGCAGAAAUUAACUUAUCUCAAACGUGGCAGAAAAUAUUGUUCAUCAUUACAUGAUUAUCAAAUGACUGUGAAGAAUAUAAAAUUAAACUAAGUGACUUAAUUAGUCACUGCCUUGCUAACUGUGCUGUAAUUUUUUUAAAUGUCUUGUUUUUAACAUAGACUAUCUCAACACUGGCUGGAUUAGGUUAAAUAAAGAAUUUUUACGUUC
Dama dama (fallow deer) is the source of this 3801-nucleotide messenger RNA. It is a transcript of the gene MARCHF5, whose product is annotated as membrane associated ring-CH-type finger 5. The transcript is spliced from 6 exons. The record is from RefSeq and is a predicted model, not a curated record. The coding region runs from base 315 to 1151 and encodes 278 amino acids. Gene Ontology annotation, molecular function: zinc ion binding. Lineage: Eukaryota; Metazoa; Chordata; Mammalia; Artiodactyla; Cervidae.